Molecule: messenger RNA, 8742 nt
Organism: Synchiropus splendidus (mandarinfish)
Lineage: Eukaryota; Metazoa; Chordata; Actinopteri; Syngnathiformes; Callionymidae
Gene: frmpd3
Product: FERM and PDZ domain containing 3
Exons: 17
Coding region: 471-5669 (1732 amino acids)
Cellular component (GO): cytoskeleton
Molecular function (GO): protein binding
Source: RefSeq, a predicted model, not a curated record
GAGCCUCUGGAUGCAGGCAGUGAGCAGGGAAGAGGCAGCCCAACGCAGCCGGGGACGAUGAGGAAGCAGCUGUGGCUGGAGGACGUUUUCAUCUGGCUCUUUAUGACCGCGACACUCCUCUAAGCACCUCCCAUUCCACGGGCUCUGCGGCUGCUGGGGGGCUUGUUGGACCGACCGGGCGCGCGGGGGACACGGGAUGCGCAAGACUUGACGGCCAGCCGGGAGGACCGACUGCUCCUCGCCUUCUCCACACCUCAACUCCGUCCCAUUAAUGCCCAUUUAGGAGGGCAUGACGCGUGUCCUGGCUGAUCCACGCAGACCCGACUCCGGUGUGUGAUUCCAGGUGAUCCCUGCUGGACCGGAAACGCACCUUUAAGGCCUUGAGAACACACAGUCCUGUGAAUGAUUGCGACACAGAGAGAAGCCUUUGAGGUGCGAUCCCGUCCGAUGUUGCUCCCCCCUCUCAGGGGAUGGCCAAGGUCCAGGAUGGACAUAAGAAUGCAUGUGACAGCAUUGCGAUGUUAGAGGGGAGUCAAGAUGGCGUGGACUGUGGUACUACCUUGAGUCCUGCUGCAGCUCGACAAGUUACCAUCCGACGGCACCCAACUCAAGGUUUCGGCUUCGUCGCAGGCAGCCAGAGGCCUGUCAUCGUGCGCUCCGUCUCAAGCGACGGACCCUCCUUUGGUAAGCUUCUCCCUGGAGACCAGAUCUUGGCCAUUAACCAGGAGACGGUGAGCGAGGCACCUCGAGAGAGAGUCAUAGACCUUGUAAGACACUGCAAAGACACUAUCGUCCUCACUGUGCUGCAGCCGCAUCAGUCACCUAAGUCCGCCUUCAUCAGUGCAGCCAAAAAGGCCCGCCUGCGAACAAACCCGCCAAAAGUGCGCUUCUCAGAGCAAGUGUCCAUCAGCGAUCCCGACUCAACAAUGCUAAAGGACGACGCCCUGUUACUCAUACCAAAUGUGUUGAAGGUCUUCUUGGAGAAUGGACAGAUCAAGUCCUUUACGUUUGACAGCCGAACCACUGUGAGGGAUGUGAUCUCUUCGUUGCAGGACCGCCUCUCGCUGCGCUACAUUGAGCACUUUGCCUUGGUGCUGGAGGCAGGGGGUCUGGACCAGAAUCAGAGAUUACAUCUGCUGCAGGAUAACCAGCCUCUGACACAUGUGGUGCAUCGAACCUACUUCCAAGGGAUGCGGUGUCUGUUUCGCAUCUGUUUCUUCCCUAAGGAUCCUGCAGAUCUACUUCGAAGAGACCCUGCAGCUUUUGAGUACCUUUAUAUACAGAGUCGGAAUGACGUCAUCAAGGAGCGCUUCGCCAUGGACUGGAAGUCUGACGUCACAUUACGAUUGGCUGCGCUCCACAUCUACAUCACUGUGUCCUCUGCAAGACCCAAUCAGAAGAUCUCUUUAAAGCACGUGGAAAAAGAAUGGGGGCUCGAACCGUUUCUCCCUCUCACUCUCCUUCCUACAGUCAAGGAAAAGAAUGUGUGCAAGACUCUGUCGCAGCUCCUGAAGACCUACCAGCAUCCGCCACCAUCUGGCAACAAGGUACCACCUCUCCAAGGGAAGCUGCAGUACAUGCGAGUUCUCAAUGACCUCCCGCCUUUUGGGGGAAUACUUUUUAACACUGUUGGGCUGGAUGAGAAACAGUCAGCUACCACUCUGCUUGUAGGUCCAAGACAUGGCAUUAGUCAUGUGAUAGACCUGAAAAAUAACCUCACAACAGUUCUGACAGAGUUCAGUCGGGUUUCCAAGGUUCAACUCUACAGAGAAAGCCAAGGUGUCGCAAGAGUGGAGGUGACGAUCCAUGAGGCGAAGUCUCCUAAUUCCCCUCCCUGCCCCCUCCUGCAGCCGCUGGUACUUCUGAUGGAAUGGCCAGAUGCCAGUAACUUUGCCUGCCUCAUCUCUGGCUACUAUAAACUGUUUGUUGACCCAAAAAGGACCAUCUACUUUCGGGCACCGGGUCAGGCCCAACUGACCAAGGCAGAUUACAGAGGUCACCACCAUGCCCACCCGCGUUCUGGGACGUCUGGCCUGCCAAGCGAAAGGCGUCGAGGAGACGACAGGGAAUUUUCUCACAGAGAGUCAGGUUCUGCAAGGACAAUGGCCCACGCAGAGUCUCAGCACCUGGGUCUGUGCCACGUCCACCUACGAGAGCAACAACUUUUUCAGGACAUCCAAACACACACGGAAGCCGAACUUGACAUCAAUGAGAACUUCAUUUCUCCAGAGCCCCCUGGGCGGCCGCGCACCAAGUCAGACCCCACACAGCAGAGCACUGAGGAAAUCGCAGCCGUUUCAGCGAGUCCUCCAGUGGAGAAGGCAGGAUUUAGAAACCGAGCCCUUACACUGGGUCAGAAAAACUCCCGGUACUUUUGUGACUCAUGCAAAGCUAAAAACAGGGCAGAGGGUCCAUUGACGGCUGGAAAAUACUGCUCAAGUGCUUGUGCAUCACGAGAUGGAGUAGCAGUUGAUCUCAUGGCACUCCCACCCCCAGGAAAUGAGGGGGAAGACGAGGAGCCCAGCGAGGAAGUGGAGACGCUCCAACUUCCACCUCCAGCUAUCGCCGCACCACCACCUGGCUUCAGGGACAACAGUUCAGAUGAGGACGACGCUAAAAGGGGGAAGAAAGCCCGAGUCAGCCUGGGAGUUGCGUCUGGAAAGAUGUCACAGGCGAAAGAGGACGUCCCCGUGACGCUGAUUGAUAGCGUGGCCACGCGAACAGUGCGAGAUCAUGCCCAGGAGUUGGACGACGCCUUGGUCUCCACACUUCAGGCACUAGAGGCUUUGGCAGCGUCUGAGGACUUCCCUCAUCACCAUCAGCAAGCAACACAGACUGCAGGUCAACAGCCUCAGUCAUGCCACGGCGCACAUCUUACUCAAAGGCUGAUUGUCUUAGCCGCUAUAACACCAGAGUCAUCACUGGACUCCGGGCAUGAGACCAACUCCUCUGAACUGACAGAUGUGUCGGAGAUGGUGUCAGCCAUGAAGCAGAGUCAGAACCAGGCGUACCUGUUGGCUCAUCACCUGAACAAGGAGAGUCGCCUGUGUCGCCGAGACUUCCCCCUCACUAUCCCUGGCUGCACCACAAAGGCAAUAGGAACCGGCGCCUUCUCCGUCGGGCAGAUUAGAAGCGGCUGUCCGUCCAAGCAAGUCAUCCUCAGUAAAACAGUUCCCUUUAAAGUGGGCCCCUGUCAGGAGUCAGCAAUAGUGAGUGUCGUGACCGAGCAGAGAAGCAAUCAGGACCUGGCUUCAAGUGAACAGAAACUGGAAAUAAAAGAAUAUUCUGAAUCCACAAAAACAAAUAGCCCCGACCCCCUGUCCAAGUCAUGCGUAGAACAUAAUGUUUCUGAUAAUCCAUUUAAAGCUCAAGUCAGUAAAGAUAAAAAGUCAUCAACGUCUAGUGGGGACACACUGUGCCAAAAGUCCAGUGAGGGCAUGAAUGGAUCAAAGACUACACAGCAAAUUGAGCCUAACAGUAAAGCCUUACCUCUUCUCUUGCCUCUGGACAGAAAUGCUUCUGUCAAGAUUUCUCUUACUAACAUGUGCCCAGACACCGCAACUGCCUCCAGCAAGACCAUGAAGCCUUCAAGCUCAGCAGAACUUCUGCCAGUCGAUGACCUUUUCUGUACAUGCCCAAUUAAACCGGAACCAGGGCCUCAGAUCAGAAUCAAGGACCCACAGGUUCAGAAGGUCGUGUUGUUUCAGUCCUCCUCCCCGACUGAUGACGAGCGGCUUCGAGCCAAAGGGCUCCAGUUGGCAAAUGGCAAAGAAAAUGCAGUUCAUUCUAGUUUGGUGAAAUCAAGCCCACAAAUGCAAACAAAACACUCACCGUGUUUGCCCACGAAAUCAGAGCAAAUGGGUGCGUCUGAAAGCAACGUUGAAGGUGCCCAGGGCAAAGCUCAGCCUGAUCUGCAGGGGUGCCCGAAGAAAUCAUUUCCUAUUUUGGAUGAUCCAACAACGAGUGCCCCUGCAGACACUGUUGCUGCUCCUCCUAACAAAGACAUAAGAAAGCAUGGCACAUUUAAAGGGAAACCCCAGCGCAGUGCCCCUUUUGUGAGCUUUAGGAACCUACUGUCAGCAACUUUUCCAGCAAGAAUGAGAAGGGAGACAGAUGAGCGAAGAGCUCAGUUGCAAAAAGUCCGUCAGUAUGAGCUCGAAUUUUUAGAAGAGUUGCUGAAGCCAAAAUCAUCCAAAGGAGAAUUCCUGCCCCAAGGAUCGUCACCGGUUCCCUCUGGCACUCCCUGUGCUUGUCAGCUCCGCACCAGCCCAGUCCAAAAAGCACCAGGAAUCUCACGAGAGCAGAGGCGAAGCUGUGACUGUAAGAGAAUGUGCAGGGGUAUGCGGCUUCCUGAUACGCCAGUUGGUUCGUCUACUGAGACGCAACACAGAGGGAGGGAGAGAACAACUCCGCAAGCAGUUUCCAAAGCCCCAAACACCCAAGGUGCAACAGGUAAACCUCAGCCUGUAGAGAUCAAAACAACUCGAAUUCGCUCUAUCAGCCUCGAGUCACGAGAGCCACGGGGGGAGCAUGGCCCACUCUUGCCAAGCAGCAACUCUCAACCAGACUGCACAGACGUGCCCCAAAAUAAAAAGGUCCAAAGGCGGUACAGCUUUGGAGAGCUAGAUAACAGCAACAACACACCCGUUUAUGCUGAGGUGAAGCCCAAAGCAAAGAGUCUGGAAAGGGAAAUGGAGAGGGUAAGGGCCACUGGACUAAGACUACCCACCCCUGUUGAGCCAAUCCACACGCAGUCCCACCAGACGGAAAGUAAGGGGAAAAAGGGAGUCUUUUUCAUCCAGGGGGAAGAGUUACUGCGUGAGGGCAAAGAGGGGGCCAGCGAGGUGCUGCUGACCUUACCAAGUGAAGAUGGCGAUGACAAGGACAAGUGCUGCUCCUUCUGUUUCUGCUACAGGAAGUGUGAGGCAGCAGAUGAAAGUAGUGAGAAAGAUGAGCUUUCAUACUCAAUUCCUCUUCAAGUCCUUCCAGGAAUGGAGCUGGAUUCAAGUACGUUCCCUGUAGUAAGCAAAACGCUGCAGGUUCUUGAUGCAGAGGACUGCAGCGGAGAAGAGGAGGUGGAGGAAGAGGAAGAACCACAAGCUCAACAGAUUGACUUGAGGACAUCGGGUUCUCUGGAAGGAAGUCUAGCACGAGUUCAAGCUCUCCAAGGGAAAAGCUUUAGUUUGCCUGACGGUUUUCUAAAUGCCCAGUUGGAUGCUAAUGAGUUGUUAGCUAUCCUCCGUCAAUGUGCCAACAACCCACAAUGUGAGGGAGAACCUCGUCUUCAACCCUCACGAGUUGCCGAGUACAAACAAGAGCUGGCAGUGCGUUUCAAAGAAUUCCGAGCCUCUUGUCGGCGCGUGGCAAGUGUCGAGAAAAGCCCCACCAGGAUGCUCGCUGUUGUAACCGCUAGCUUCCAGGUGUUGUGCGAUUUGACCCAAACUUUUAUCAAAUUGAUUAGAGGGGUCCGUUCGGAAGCCCAGAGGCUGCAACUUUUGAGAAAAGUUGAGGAGGUAGCUAUCAACUACACACUGCUUCUGCGCGCAGCAGAAGAAUCCAUGGGACACUCGAGCAGCCUGCCGACAAAAACUGUGAGUCCUCAAGUUUCCUCUGCCACCAAUAACAUGAGUUCCCUCACUCGACCCAUCAAAACUCUUCCUGCUCAGUAAGACUGGAUUUGAAUAAACUUAAUGCAUUAUUCAUUGACUGUUUACAUUUUUACAGAUCUGCAAAUAACCAUAGACUAUUUUCAUGCACAUGUUCCAUCCCAUGUUUACAGGCAGGAAGGAAGCCUUGUGGAUCUUGUUUUGAAACAUGCAUCAAGCAAAUGCACAAGUGAAUAAGAACUCUCCAAAGGACUGGGUGAUACCGAACUAAACACCUCGUAUUUUUAUUCACAAUAUACAUAGAUCAUCGUCACAAAUAUUUUAUAGUUCCUGUAUAUUUGAGUUAUACAUAGUAUACGAUAUAGAGUUAUGUGUAGAAAAUAAAGUCAUUAAUAUAUUUGAACUGUAUCAAGAGAACUAUUAAGUCGUUCUAAUUAACCAGAAAUAAAUGUUUUGUCUAGACAAAAACAUUUUUAAGAUUUUGUCAUGUAGCGAUUUCUGUACUUUACAUAGUCCAAGCCGUUUAUUAGUAUGAAGAAUAAGUGUUUGUAAGAGUUUUCUGUAGGUGGGGAAAAAAAAGGAUAUUUCUGAAGACUGUGUGGUUUACUGAUGCAAGAUGUUAGACAACAAAACCACUAAAGGGUUCAUCAGAUUUGACUACAGUAUGUGCUGAUGUUGAACACACCAUCUAAUGGCAGACAAUGUAGCUGAGACUCGAGUCAUAGUCUAUCAUUUGAUACAUGUACAUGCAUGAGACAGAAUAUUCACUCUGUACUUCAUGCACCGAUUGUAUAUUACACUACUCCCCAUCGCACAGAGCAUAUAUAUAUAUAUAUAUAUAUAUAUAUAUAUAUAUAUGAAAAUUCUAGAAUUUACAGAAUUUAGCUGUAACAUUGGAAAAAAGAUUUAGGAACCAUAGCGGGUUUUUCUCCUCAGCGUUUUGAAAACUUAUCUUGACACUAUACUUAUAACGCCCCACAGAAUACAUCUCUCAGUUUUUCUUGAUCACCUUGUUGAAUAAAAUAUAAAUAUACACGCUUUCUAUGUGCUGUUAAGAACUGUGCAAUAGCAAAAUAUUAGAAACACAAAAAAAGUAGUUUUCUAUGUAUUUUAAUAAAAGUAACAUAUCUGUUUCUUGUCUGAAAUGUUUUUGUCGCCCACUCAUGUUAUUUAAACUAUCACGUGACAGUUGCCACAUAACAGGACAUUCUGUUAAAAUAAAGUGUGGUGGAAACUGAGAAGCCAAGUUUAUGAAAACACACACACACACACAUAUAUAUAAUGAACCUUUAUUGAUUUUGUUGUUCAUUUGUAAUAGAAACUGACACUGCUUAAGUUACAACUAUCUUAAAUGGCUAAAGCACUGUGACAUUUUUGCUAUUAAACUUGUGUCUCUUAACUUGGUGCUAGGUGGUGAAAUCGAGUUGUUUUUUUCAUCGUAAUUUCUUUGUUGGCUGUAAAAUCAUUCAAAGUCAAUGUGAUUUUUUUUCUUCUUUAUGUUUCAAUGUUGUAAUAUUUCUGCAUUUAAAGGUCCCAUAUUAUGCAAACUGACGUUUUCUGGUCUUUGGUGAUCACCAUUAAUAAACUGCUGAUUCAUAAGUGUAUUAGCCUGUAAAUAAUCAUUAUAAAGGAGUGACUUGGCUCCUGUCUAGCCAGGGAAUAUUUUGCCCUGGGAAGGUCAGCGAAGGUUCACUCUAAACAACACCAUAAUACAGAUUUUUAACAGUAACUAAGCAUGUAAUUAGCUUAUAAUAGUUACUAUGUGUUAGCAAUCUUAAGUGUUGCCAAACAUUCAUGUGCCAUUACUUUCAAUAAAGAGACAGAACAAUGUUUUCCAUGUGUUUAAUAAACACAUGUAUACAACAUAACAGUUUCGUAAAAUGGAAUCCUGGGGGUGUGAAGACAGAAUGAAACAGUCCACAAGCAGCACACACUGGAGCCGAUGCUUCACCGUGUAGCAGGAAGAGAAAAAGGAAAACAACAGUAGAAGCCACAGGCAAAGAACACUGCGAAUAAUGGAGAAUGCAAGAGUGGUGUUGAGAUACUGAUGCUGAGAGUAAGCCUACUAUUGCACCCCCCACCCUCUGGGAUCUAGUAUCAGUUCAAAAGCCCUGGAAAUGAGCGCAGUAUGGGACCCUUAAAUGUGAUGGUUUAGAAUCAUUCAACUUCAUAUAGGGCAGUAUGAAGAAUGCUGGUAAUAUUAAUUCAUAGACAACUAUACUUCACCGUUCUGUCUUUUUUACGAUGACGCCUCCUUUAUUCGGUACAAUAUGAAUUGUACCUCAUUAAUGUGUGCACAGGUUUUGUGGCUCCCGGCAACACAACAUCAUUGUCCCAUCAUUUUUCACCAUUUUAUGGUAUUAUAAAACUAUGACUGAAAUAAACAAUGUUUGCGAUCAAAUGGUGAAUGUCCUUGGACUACAUGACUCUUAAAUGUUCAUCUGUGUGAGCCAACAAACACAGACUGUUUUCAAUUUCUGGAAACACUUUCUCUGAACAGUUUAGCCUUUCACUGUAAAUGUGUCAUUUUCCAUAACCAUGCUGUUUCCCUUCAUCCAGAUGACAUUCAUUCAUUUUCCUGGAUAGUCACAAUCGCUGUAGAUACUACAAACUUUACUACAUGGGGGUGAAGGUGUGGUGGCAGUUUGUAAAGUGUUGUACUGGCUGUACAUCAUAAAUCCUACUCUGUAAAUAUGAAGAUUUAUCAAGAUGGAAAGCUUUUUAAAAUAUUGUUGGAUGAUGUUGUCAAACUGUGAGAUUUUCUAAGUAAAAGAGAGUGAAAUGAUAGGAGUAUUUAUUUAUGGUAGUGAUAAAACAUAAACUAAUAGCAGACCUAUAUUUUAAAGAGUAUAUUAUCAGUGUAAAGCAUGAGACAUUUAUUUUUCUAAGCAAACUCUCACUCUAGUCAGCACCUGUUCUACCAACCUUGCUGUGGCUGUCAUUGUUCUGUUAAACAGUCCAAUUCUGUAUGUGUUUCAUUCACAUUAGGAGGCUGCUAUGUUUUUGCCCAUUGUUUCAUCUUUCUUGAAUAUGAUUCUUUUCCCCUCGGUUUUCCUGUCAAUGAUCCUGUCAGCACUACGGUCUUCUGUCUGUACAAAGAGUUGUCACAUGUUUUAACAGCAAUAAAGAACAUUGU